UAUUCAAAUUUCUCAUCUCUCUUCUUCUAGAUCUCAUCCAUUUUUUUUCCCUUUCUCCGGUUUGUUUUUGUUUUCGGUUAUGGAGAGAUCAGAAUGAGGAGCCGCCGCCGUCUCGACGACUGUAUACUCAUGGAUUUGUUCUGCGGAGAAGAUUCCGGCGUGUUUUCCGGCGAAUCGACGGUUGAUUUCUCGUCUUCCGAGUUUGUUGAUUCGUGGACGGAUAAUGAAUCGAUCGCUUGUUUCAUCGAAGACGAGCGUCACUUUGUUCCUGGUCAUGAUUAUCUCUCUAGAUUCCUAUCUCGAUCUCUCGAUGCUUCCGCUAGAGAAGACUCCGUCGCUUGGAUUCUCAAGGUACAAGCGUAUUAUAAGUUUCAGCCUUUGACGGCGUACCUCGCCGUUAACUAUAUGGACCGGUUUUUAUACGCUCGUCGCUUACCGGAAACAAGUGGUUGGCCAAUGCAACUUUUAGCAGUGGCAUGCUUGUCUUUAGCUGCUAAGAUGGAGGAAAUUCUCGUUCCUUCUCUUUUUGAUUUUCAGGUUGCAGGAGUGAAGUAUCUAUUUGAAGCCAAAACGAUAAAGAGAAUGGAACUUCUUGUUCUGAGUGUCUUAGAUUGGAGACUAAGAUCCGUUACACCGUUUGAUUUCCUCAGCUUCUUUGCUUACAAGAUCGAUCCUUUGGGAACCUUUCUCGGGUUCUUUAUUUCACAUGCCACUGAGAUUAUACUCUCCAACAUAAAAGAAGCUAGCUUUCUUGAGUACUGGCCAUCGAGCAUAGCCGCAGCUGCGAUUCUAUGUGUAGCCAACGAACUCCCUUCUCUAUCCUCUGUUGUAAAUCCCCACAAGAGCCCUGAGACUUGGUGUGAUGGAUUGAGCAAAGAGAAGAUAGUGAGAUGCUAUAGGCUGAUGAAAGCGAUGGCGAUAGAGAAUAACCGGUUAAAUACACCAAAAGUGAUAGCAAAGCUCCGAGUGAGUGUAAGGGCAUCGUCGACGUUAACAAGGCCAAGUACUGAUGAAUCCUCUUUCUCAUCAUCAUCUUCUUCUUCUCCUUGUAAAAGGAGAAAGCUAAGUGGCUAUUCUUGGGUAGGUGAUGAAAAAUCAACCUCUAAUUAAAUUGUGGGGAUCAGUGAGAGAGAGUAGAGAGGACCAAAGAAACAAAACUCUUAUGUUUUCAAGUAGAGUAUAUUUUUUUACAAAAACAAGUACAUAAUCAUAAUAAAAGGGAGUGAUGAAGUAGUAAAAAAAAGUGUUUAUUGGGGUGAGUAGAAGUAAUUAAGAGUGUUUCCAUCCAAGGGGAAGGGAAUAAGAGUUUUUGGUUACAACUUUUAUGGAAAGGGUAAAUUGGGAUUUGGGGGUUGUGUUGGUUGGGUUUGGUUGAUUGGGUGGGAGAGACAAAGCUCAUCAUUAAUGGCUUUGCAGAUUCCCAAGAAAAGCAAAUGAGUGUAGACCACACGUGUAAGAGAAGAGAAUGAUCAUGUGAGUGGUGUAGUGUGCGUGUGAGAGAGAGGUACUAGCAUGCAUUAGAGAGUGAGUCCUAAUGAAACAGGUACACUGAUGGAUAAGACAGGGAGGAGCGUUUGAGAAAGAAGAUGUUUUUGAGUGGAGAGAGCUCUUUGUCUUAAUGGAUCGCAGCAGUUUAUGGACCCCCUCACCUUCACCUUCAGCUUCUCAUCAUCAAUUACAAAAACAAAUUCAAGUUGCUGCCAGUAUAUAUAUAUAUCUAUAUGUUUCUUUUUUGGAUCUUUUUAAGAUUUUUGAUUCCUUUGUGUGUGUGUGCGACUUCACGUGCCGGGAGGCGUGUGUCUCGUCUCACUCACGUGUUUGUUCUGUUUUUUUUUUUCUUUCUCUUCAAAUCUUUUAUUUUUGGCAGGAAAUUUUGUGGGUUUUUUUUUCAAUUAUAUACGUAUUCGUGUGGACUCAAAAUGAGUUUUGUCACGGUACGUUUUUUCGUAACGUAUGCAUGCGUGUAAGGGUGUCACGUGUGUGUAUAUAUAUAUUUAUGAUUUUUUA
This is a messenger RNA of Capsella rubella, 2007 nucleotides long. Its product is annotated as cyclin-D1-1. NCBI's taxonomy places the organism in Eukaryota, Viridiplantae, Streptophyta, Magnoliopsida, Brassicales, Brassicaceae. Gene Ontology annotation, biological process: mitotic cell cycle phase transition; regulation of cyclin-dependent protein serine/threonine kinase activity. Bases 94 to 1110 code for a protein of 338 amino acids. Gene Ontology annotation, cellular component: nucleus; cytoplasm; cyclin-dependent protein kinase holoenzyme complex. Gene Ontology annotation, molecular function: cyclin-dependent protein serine/threonine kinase regulator activity. The transcript is spliced from 6 exons. The record is from RefSeq and is a predicted model, not a curated record.